Messenger RNA from Adineta ricciae, 402 nucleotides. Lineage: Eukaryota; Metazoa; Rotifera; Eurotatoria; Adinetida; Adinetidae. The record is from the annotation of a GenBank genome assembly.
AUGCUAAAUUCUCCGUCGGACGAUCGAUCACCGUUUACAACGGCAAAUAAUCAACCUGCCAAACGUUUCGUUAACGAACGCUAUCCGAAAACGUGCUACGAUGAUGUUCCAUCAACAUCUCAUGAUACACAUGCAACACGUACUCGUCGACAUCUACAUUUUCAUACCCAACCGAUAACCCUGACAGAAAUCAAUGAAACCGAUGAAGAGGUCAAGAACGAAAAUACUCAUCAGCAGGAAUCUCAAUCGACCGUAUCGGAAGAUUUUCAACGCUUGGAACAUCUUGCGUUAUCGGAAAGUCGUCGACGAUCAGCGAGAAAGAAAUUGCCACUGAAGAAUUAUCUUGAACGACAGCGACUGAAAGCGACAAGAGAAGAACCUGUCGAAAACGAAACAAAUUGA